This is a messenger RNA of Spinacia oleracea (spinach), 2373 nucleotides long. RefSeq lists its product as uncharacterized. Gene Ontology annotation, biological process: DNA integration. Gene Ontology annotation, molecular function: nucleic acid binding. The transcript has 3 exons. The coding region runs from base 1 to 2373 and encodes 790 amino acids. NCBI's taxonomy places the organism in Eukaryota, Viridiplantae, Streptophyta, Magnoliopsida, Caryophyllales, Amaranthaceae. The record is from RefSeq and is a predicted model, not a curated record.
AUGACAGGAGACAGAAACAGAUUUCUCUCACUCACGACCUAUGAAGGUGGAACUGUGACUUUUGGCGAUAACAAAAAAGGUAACAUCAUUGGGAUUGGUAAGGUUGGUAAGUCAAAGUCUCACUCCAUCGAUAAUGUAUUUUUAGUUGAAGGUCUAGGACAUAGCUUAUUAAGCAUUUCUCAAUUCUGUGACAAAGGAAAUUAUGCUAAAUUCUUCUCGAAUAAAUGUCUGAUUAUCAACAGUAACACUGAUACAGUGAUCUUAGAGGGACAGAGGAAAGGGAACACCUAUGUGGUUAACCUUAACUCCGUUCCUCACUCCAAUCUGACCUGUCUCAGUGUUAUUGAAGAUGAUCCAUUAUUGUGGCAUAAAAGAUUUGGUCAUGCUAGUUUCUCUCUAAUGAACAAGUUGAAUUCAAAAAAUUUAGUCACAGGUCUUCCAAAUACCAAGUUCGCAAAAGUAUCAGUAUGUGAUGCCUGUAUCAAAGGAAAACAAGUGAGAACUUCUUUCAAGUCAAAGGGAAUGAUCAGUACAACAAGACCACUGGAGCUGAUCCACAUGGACUUAUGUGGACCAAUGAGAACUCAAAGUAGAAGUGGAAAAAGAUAUGUGCUUGUAAUUGUAGAUGACUUCUCAAGAUACACAUGGGUAAUCUUCCUAGCCAGCAAGGAAGAAACAUUUGAAGAAUUCGUGGCAUUUGCCUCUAGAGUCCAACGACAAAGCAAUCACAAACUGGUCCACAUCAGAUCAGAUCAUGGUACUGAAUUCCAAAACAAAAAAUUUGAUGACCUAUGCAAAGAAUCAGGAAUAAGUCAUAACUUCUCUGCACCUAGAAAUCCUCAACAGAAUGGUGUGGUAGAAAGAAAAAAUCGAACUCUUGAAGACAUGACAAGAACAAUGCUGAUUGCUAGUGGACUUCCAAAAAGUUUCUGGGCUGAAGCUCUAAACACAGCAUGCUAUGUGCUAAAUCGAGUGUUGGUUAGAGCAAUCAAAAACAAAACCCCAUAUGAAUUAAAUAGAGGAAGAAAACCCUCCAUAACUCAUCUCAGAAUCUUUGGAUGCAAGUGUUUCGUCCACAACAAUGGAAAAGACCAACUGGGAAAAUUUGAUGCACUAAGUACAACUCCUGAAGGAAAUUUCGAACUAGGACUCACAAGAAAAACUGAAGACGAAGAAGUAAAAAGGACUUCUCAAAUAGAAGAACAGACACAGGAUGUUGAAACACCAGAAGGAGGAACAGUUGAAGAGGAACUCAAUGAAUUCGAAAGAAAUAAGGUAUGGCAUCUUGAGCCGACACCUUUAGCCAACAGAGUAAUAGGUCUAAAGUGGGUAUUCAGAAACAAACAAGACGAGCAUGCAACCAUCACUAGGAACAAAGCCAGAUUGGUGGUCAAAGGAUACAAUCAGCAAGAAGGGAUAGAUUUUGAAGAGACAUUUGCUCCAGUUGCCAGAAUGGAAGCAAUACGUAUACUUAUAGCGUUCGCUUCAUACAUGGGAUUCAAACUCUAUCAAAUGGAUGUAAAAUGUGCGUUCCUAAACGGACAUCUCAAGGAAGAAGUCUACGUGGAACAACCACCAGGGUUUGAAGAUCCAGAAUAUCCCUCACAUGUGUACAAGCUGGACAAAGCACUAUAUGGAUUAAAACAAGCUCCAAGAGCAUGGUAUGAACGACUUUCUCACUUCCUACUAGACAAUAAAUUCAAUCGAGGUAAGAUUGAUAGAACCCUAUUCCUUAAGUCAAGAAAUACAGAUAUACUAAUAGUUCAAAUUUAUGUUGAUGACAUUAUAUUUGGUGCUACUAACGAAGAUCUUUGCAAGGAAUUCUCUGACUUAAUGCAGCAAGAAUUUCAAAUGAGCAUGAUGGGAGAACUUAACUUCUUCCUAGGUCUUCAAAUCAAACAAAUGGAACAAGGCAUCAUGAUACAUCAACAGAAAUACAUAAAGGACCUCAUCAAGAAAUAUGGAAUGGAGUCGGCUAAAAGCAACCACACACCAAUGGGAACAACUACAAGACUAGAUGAGGAUCAAGAAGGUAAGAGUGUUGAUCAAACAAGAUACAGAGGUAUGAUAGGCUCUUUACUUUAUCUUACAGCAAGCAGACCAGACAUUGCAUUCAGUUUAGGUGUCUGUGCCCGCUUUCAAUCUAAUCCAAAGGAAUCCCAUCUCACAGCAGUCAAAAGAAUUCUAAGAUACCUAAAAGGAACAGAUGACUUAUGCCUAUGGUACCCUAACUAUGAUCACUUUGAUCUCAAAGGAUAUACAGAUGCUGACUACGCAGGUGAUUUAGUAAACAGAAAGAGCACAUCAGGGAUGGUGCAGUUCCUGGGCUUCCAAGAAACACAACACCGUGGCAUUAUCCACAACAGAAGCUGA